Molecule: messenger RNA, 1500 nt
Organism: Penicillium subrubescens
Lineage: Eukaryota; Fungi; Ascomycota; Eurotiomycetes; Eurotiales; Aspergillaceae
Gene: hapX
Product: bZIP transcription factor HapX
Exons: 2
Coding region: 1-1500 (499 amino acids)
Cellular component (GO): nucleus; RNA polymerase II transcription regulator complex
Molecular function (GO): DNA-binding transcription activator activity, RNA polymerase II-specific; transcription cis-regulatory region binding
Source: RefSeq, a predicted model, not a curated record
AUGGCCACGACAGGCGUGUCCAUCACGCCUGCACAGGCUAUCGUCGCCGUCCCGCCACUGGCUAUGGCCCCCGCCUUGGCCGCCCGGCCGUCCGUAGCUCCCUCACCAGGCCCUGGGACCCCCGGCUCUAUCACCUCCAAGGAAUGGGUUAUUCCACCUCGUCCCAAGCCUGGUCGCAAGCCUGCGACAGACACACCACCCACAAAGCGCAAGGCUCAAAACCGUGCCGCCCAGCGAGCCUUCCGAGAGCGACGGGCCGCCCGAGUCCAGGAGCUCGAGGAGCAGAUUAAAGAGAUCGAGGAUGGCCAUGAGGUCCGCAUUGCCGCCUUUACCGAGCAGAUCAGCAACCUCUCGAGAGAGGUGGAACAGGCCCGGGAGGAGGUGAACUGGUGGCGCGACCGAUGCCAUUCCCUGGAGAAGGAAGUUUCGAUCGAACGAAGUGCCAAGGAGGCUCUAGUCAAGGAAUUCCGGUCGUCCGUGUCUGCCUCGACCAUUCACCAAAAGCCCUCUAUGCCCGACUCGGUGCCGCUUCCACCGCGCAAUCGUCCUUCCACCCGAAGCUCCCGCAUGGAAGGUGUGGUCGCAACUAGCGCCGACCAGAACAAGGAAGAUGAUAACGUGCCUUUGGGAUGCAACAGCUGCACUUCCACGCACUGCCAGUGUAUCGAAGAUGCCUUUGGAAUGCCCAUCGAUACCCACGAGUCCUCUCGUGCUAGACAUCCCCCUCAUGGUGUGGGCAGCCCCGUCCGUGAGAUGUCAGAGCCGCAGAUCAAGCCCGACCCGGAGGAGAUGGAGAUUGAUUUUACAUCUCGAUUUGCCGCCGUUCCUGUGCAGGCCAGUUCCAACAACACUAGCAAUGUCUCUUCGCCGCCCGUGGAUCCCUGCGGUUUUUGCCAGGACGGCACACCCUGCAUCUGCGCCGAGAUGGCCGCCCAGGAGCAGCAGCAACAGCAGCAGCGUGGCCGGCGCAGUUCUUUCGAGAACAACCGCCUGGCACCCAUCCAGUCUAUCUCUCAAUUUACCCCUCCACCUUCCGACGGUGAUGUCCGCUCGGAAGUAGUUCUCCCGCCGAUCAGCCAAGCGACCAACCCCUGCGCCAAUGGCCCCGCCUCCCGGUCAUCGAGCGGAACUCCCGCGGGAGGAGGAUGCUGCGGCGGCAAGGGAACCGACGGGGGAUGCUGCAUGUCGCGAAGUGCCCCCACCUCCUCGACCGCGCGUGACAACCCCUCCAUGCCUCCGCAAUCUACCGCACCCAAGCCCUCUACGCCCAGUGCACUCACCCUGAGCUGUGCCGACGCCUUUACAACACUAUCUCGCCACCCGAACUUUUCCCGGGCCAGCGACGAGAUCUCAACAUGGCUGCCGAAGCUGCACACCCUCCCCAACCCUCAGGAAUUGGCACUAGCCGAGGCCCGUGGCAGCCGUCCUGCUAUGGAGGUUGAAGCAGCCAGCGUCAUGGGUGUGCUGCGCUACUUUGAUCGGCGCUUCGCUGAUAAAUAA